AGAAUGACUCUGAGAAACGGCUCCUCGGCGACUGAGUUUAUCUUUGUGGCCUUCUCGGGACAACCAGAGCUCCGUUUCCCCCUCUUCUUCCUCUUCUUGGGGGUCUAUGUGUUUACCGUGGUGGGCAACUUGGGCUUGAUCACCCUAAUCGGGCUGAAUUCUAACCUUCACACUCCAAUGUACUUUUUCCUCUUCAACUUGUCUUUUAUAGAUCUCUGUUAUUCUUGUGUCUUCACUCCCAAAAUGCUGAAUGCUUUUGUGUCGGGAAAUAUCAUCUCUUACAUGGGCUGCAUGGCUCAGCUGUUUUUCUUCUGCUUCUUUGUCAACUCCGAGUGCUACGUGCUGGUGUCAAUGGCCUACGAUCGCUACGUGGCCAUCUGCAACCCCCUGCUGUACACGGUCACCAUGUCGCCCCAGGUCUGCGCCCUGCUGAUGUCUGGGUCCUACGGGGUAGGGUUUGCCGGGGCCAUGGCCCAUACCGGAGGCAUGCUGAGGCUCACCUUCUGCGACUCCAACGCCAUCGACCACUAUCUGUGCGAAGUUCUGCCCCUCUUGCAGCUCUCCUGCACCAGCACCCGUGCCAACGAGCUGCUGUUCUUUGUGGUCGUCGGCGUGGUCAUCGUGACAUCCAGCAUCAGCAUCUUCGUCUCUUACGCUUUCAUUCUCUCCAGCAUCCUCCGCAUCCCCUCUGCCGAGGGGAGGGCCAAAGCCUUCAGCACGUGUGGCUCCCACCUGACUGCUGUGGCUCUGUUUUUUGGGUCAGGGGCCUUUACCUAUUUAACAACCUCCUUUCCCGGAUCCGGGGACCAGAGUAAAUAUGCUUCGGUCUUCUACACCAAUGUUGUUCCCAUGCUCAACCCUUUGAUCUACAGUUUGAGGAACAAAGAUGUCAAACUUGCCCUGGGUAAAACCAUGAAGCGACUGCUCUUCUGA
Molecule: messenger RNA, 933 nt
Organism: Miniopterus natalensis
Lineage: Eukaryota; Metazoa; Chordata; Mammalia; Chiroptera; Miniopteridae
Product: olfactory receptor 8B4-like
Biological process (GO): G protein-coupled receptor signaling pathway
Cellular component (GO): membrane
Molecular function (GO): G protein-coupled receptor activity; olfactory receptor activity
Source: RefSeq, a predicted model, not a curated record